CACGACGUGAAGCGUAACAAAAUGUACUAGAAUGUCCUGUAGAAGUGAAAGUGAAAGUGAACUGGGGGAAAGACUAGCUUGCGGACUCUGUUUAUUAACGGUUAAUGUUAAUGAUUAAUGGUUAACAAAAUAAAUUUGGUGUAAGAAAGCUUUAAUUUGAAAAGCUAAAUAACAGGCAUUUUCAGACAUGGGAGAAAUAUUAGGAACAUCCUCACCAGAUCCGGGACUUGGAGUAACGUCCCGUUUGUCCAAGCUCAGAAUUGUGCUCAUUUGUAAUGACAAGCAGGAGAAGAACUUGGCAGUAAACACCAUCCUUGGCCGAACACAAGCUUCGCCGAACCUAGACAUAAAGACGGAGGGUGAAGUAGAAGACAGGCAUGUCAUUAUAGUCAGUUCACCAGACUGGGUCGAAUAUUCUGUUCAGGAACCCUGGAAGCACGUCAAACAGCAGAUCGAAGAAAGUGUGUCCUUGUGUCUGCCGGGACCACACGCCUUCCUCAUGCUCGUUCCAUUGCGCCGGUUUAGAGAAGCAGAGAGGAGGGAGGUGGAGGAAAAUCUUGAGCUUCUCUCUGAUAACAUCUGGAGACGGUCAAUAGUGCUGUUCUCCGGGGAAGAGCGGUUGGGCGGUAAAACCGUCGAGAAGCACAUCGAGGAGGAACCAUGCCUGCAGCAGCUUAUACGGAGGUGUAGGAACCAGUAUAACGUCCUCAGCAAUGAAAAUAGGGAGGUGGUUCUGGAGAGCAUAGUUACUGUGGUAACAGGAAAUGAUUUCCAGCAUUUUCAAAUGGGGGAGCUUUUAGAAGAAGUAAAAGAGAACAAGGAAAGAUUGGAAGAAAAUGCCAAACAGAGGCUCAUCAAGGUACAGAAACAAAGAGAAACACUCAAAGAAAUGAUGACAAAGGAGUCCGGACACAGUUUCCCAGAUACAACGAUGGUUCUCCUGGGAGGAUUCGGCGCUGGGAAGAGUUCCACAGGAAACACCAUCCUGGGAAAAGAGGAAUUUGACACGACGCAUAAAGCUUUGGAGUGCGUGAAGAAGCAGGGUGAAGUGGGCGGGAGGACGGUUACUGUGGUCGAAACACCGGGCUGGCACAGGGACUCCUCAGGGCAGGACGAGACAGAGCGCGUCAAAGAGCAGAUUAGGCUAAGCGAGUCUGUGUGUGCAGGCAAACCCCACGCAUUCCUCCUGGCAGUACGCUGCAACUCGUCAUUCACGGAGACGGACAGGAGGCGAGCGAAGGAGCAUCUCUCGGCUCUCAGCGAGGAGGCCAGAAGACGCACGUUGGUGCUGUUCACUCGGGGGGACGGGCUCGGAGGGACGGACAUCGAGACGCACAUCGAGAGGUGGAACGAGCUCCGGUGUCUCGUCGACGAGUGUGGGAACAGGUAUCACGUUUUGGACAAUAACAGCACCGAUCGCUCUCAGGUCGAAGAAUUGCUGGAGAAAGUGGAUGAAAUGGAGGCUCAAAUGAAGGAAGAGACAUACCAAGGACAUCUUGGUCAGCCGUUACGUGUGGAGGAAGAGAAACCGGGGGACAGAGAGCAGGAGUUGCAGAGAGAGGAGGAGAAGCUAAGAGAACGACAACAAGCCGAGUCGGAGGAGUUGGAAAGGGAGUUCGGUCAGGAGAGCGCUGUAGCAAUCUUGUAUGCGGCCAUUCAGAAACCGCAGAACAGGCUCAAAGGAGAGAGGGGUGAACACGUGAGAGAGCUUGAGGGAGAACUGAAGAGAAAGCAAGAGCAGAGGGCACGGUUGGAGAAGGAAGAAAGGAAGAGGAGGGAGGAGAAAGAGACGGAGCUAAGGCAGAGGCAUAAAGAAGAGAUGGAAGCACUCAGACAGCGUUACGGGGAGGAGGCCAGACAGGAUGCAAAGGGGUAUCUGAAGCCUAUAUUGUUAGUUUCAGUGGCAAUAAUGGGGGGUGUAGCAGGGGCUCUGAUAGGUCCGGCAGGGGUGGCUGGGGGAAGUGUCGUAAAGGCAGCUGGGGAAAGUGCUGUAUGGGCGGCUGGGGAAAGUGUUGUAGUGGCUGCACAAAUUGGGAAUAUAACGGGGGCUAUGUUCAAUCCAAUUUGGGUGGCUGGGGGAAGUGUCUUAGGGGCUGCAGUAGGAGUACUAGGAGGGAUGUUUGGACGAAGGGAGAGAUCCGAAGAGAAGGGAAGAAGCGAGAGGAAGCAUAGUAUGGAAGUUUCACUAAGUCUUUGAUUAGACUCGUGAAACAUACAGACCUCAUACAAGUUGAAUGUGUGUUUCAGUCAGAGAGGGAUAAUGUGGCAUUUAAUUUUAUAUACACAUUUCUCCCACAUGAACCCUAUUUCUGAAUGAAUUGGCACAAUUUAGCAGAACCAUGUGUAUAAAGCAUACUGGGAUACACUGGUGCGUCAGUCAUUUAUUUUUGAAAAUAUUUCAUUUCCAAAAGAAUGUGUUUUAAUAUUUUUGUACUAUAAGAUUUUCACUGACCAUCUGUACACAUAGCUCUUCAAUUACUAUAGGAAUUUUUUUCUAGUAUGAAUUCAUGAUUUGUUCGCUACAAAAAUUAAUCAAACAUCAAAACACACAUGCUUACAUCUUACCAUGCCUGCCCAUGUACAGUACAAAAAAUGAUAGAGCCAUGAAAUUUUUUUUUUUUCUUGGGACAGUGACAUGGACAGGGGAAUCAAUAAAAAGCGUGGAUUGACUAUUUAAGUCUGUUGGCAAAUUCAUCUGCACUAAUGAAGGAGGAGUGGUGAUAUCUGUCACGUGAGGCAAAGUCAGCGUUGUCCUCCGUCAGUUGUCGGGUUUCCAUGCCAACAGCCAGAAACGAGGGCGUUAGCACGAUCUGGUCCUGGAGGGUUGGUUCCUUCCUGAAAAUCAAAACAAGGCAAGUAUAAUGGGUAAGGAGCUGGUUUUGUAAAUAGUAGUGUAAAGUCGCUCUAGAUAAGAGCGUCUGCUAAAUGUUUGUGAUGUAAUGUAAUGUAAUGGGGGUGGGACUUAUGAUUGACAUGUAUGGCAAGCCUGGAGUACUGAACGUUUUAACAUUUUACAUUUAACGGGUGUAUGUUUCUUUUUAAUCUGAUCGGACAUAGAUUUUGUUGUACACGUUCUGAUACUUUGAAUUAAAGUUGCCUGAAAAAGGA
Anguilla rostrata (American eel) is the source of this 3108-nucleotide messenger RNA. Its product is annotated as GTPase IMAP family member 8-like. The record is from RefSeq and is a predicted model, not a curated record. The transcript is spliced from 4 exons. NCBI's taxonomy places the organism in Eukaryota, Metazoa, Chordata, Actinopteri, Anguilliformes, Anguillidae. Bases 188 to 2197 code for a protein of 669 amino acids. Gene Ontology annotation, molecular function: GTP binding.